This is a messenger RNA of Staurois parvus, 369 nucleotides long. Lineage: Eukaryota; Metazoa; Chordata; Amphibia; Anura; Ranidae. The record is from the annotation of a GenBank genome assembly.
UCAGAGCCGGAUGGAACGCACGCUGGAACGUAGCGGCGGCGUGGCUGUGAUGACAUCAGAUCCCAGGGUGCACUGCGACUGGCCGUGGAAGGCGAAAGUGCACUCCUUUUUCAAGCAGGGGGAGCACUGGCACAUCAAUUAUGUAACAGUAGUGAGCAGAUAUUUAGUGGUAAUACAGCAUGAUUGCAAGAUGAUAAACAUAUUGGUAAUAAUACAUGCAGAUGACAUUAUAAAAAGUAAAUUACAUUGUAAAAAAUUGUAAAAAAUAGAAUAAAAUAUAAAUAAUGAACAAAAGGUUAUAAAUAAUAAACUAAAAAUUGGAUUAAAAAAAAAAAAAAAAAAAAAAGAUACAUUGUCCCCAGGCGGACU